AUGACGGAAGAAAAUGCAACGCCACUCCAACCGCCUCAAACGCAAGAUGAUGAGAAGAAGGAAAUGUAUGCGGUUUGGGCGGUACCGGAAGAUGACGUAGAAGAUCGGCUUGUGAGGUUAAUGGAAGGUUUAAGGUCGGAGUUUGGUGGUCCAUCGUUUGACCCUCAUUUAACCCUCGUUGGACCACAAAAACUUACGGCCGAAGAGGCUAAACAAAUGUUUAAGGCGGCUUGUGAAGGUUUUAAGGCGUAUCCGGCCACCGUUGACCAUGUUUCCGCCGGAGCUUCUUACUUUCAGUGUGUUUAUGUGUCUUUCCGGCACACCGUUGAGGUGAUGAAUGCUGCCGGACAUUCAAUGGCUCACUUCAAACCCUUCACCGGAAAACUUUACGUGCCACAUAUGAGCAUACUCUACGGCGAUCUAACGGAGGAAGAGAAGAAGAAAGCGUUAGAGAAAGCUUAUAUGCUUGAUUCGAGUCUCGACGGAUUGAAUUUUCGAAUAAAUCGAGUUGCGUUAUGGAUGACCGAUUCAGACGUUGGAUCUUGGGUGAAAAUUGACGAACAUAAUCUAAUUUCUUAUAUGAAAUAA
This is a messenger RNA of Arabis nemorensis, 588 nucleotides long. Lineage: Eukaryota; Viridiplantae; Streptophyta; Magnoliopsida; Brassicales; Brassicaceae. The record is from the annotation of a GenBank genome assembly.